AUUCUACUUCAACAUCACCAUUAGGACCACAAACCAAAAGAUCCAACAGUUACAAUCGAACCAAAAUGAGCUGUUGCGGAGUUAAGAAACCAAGAACACUCUCUCCUUCAAGAAGUUCACCACCACCAAUGCCACCACCACCGACAAUCAAUAACUACCCGCAACCAAAAACUGCCAAACAUGAUGUCCUUUUAUCAAUGCCUAAUUGUAAAGUUCAUUUAAUGGAUGAAGGGGAAGCCAUAGAGCUUGCGAGUGGAGAUUUCAAGCUAAUUCAGAUAUCGGACGAUGAUAUUUUGUUAGCAACCAUAAUCAAAAUUAAUGAUGAUCUCCAAUGGCCAUUAACCAAAGAUGAACCAGUAGUCAAGCUUGAUCCUCUUCACUACUUGUUCUCUUUGCGCCUUAUCAAAGAUGAGGCUCCUUUGAGUUAUGGCGUGACCUUCUCGGAGAAUGUCCAUGGGAAUUUCAAGUUGUUGGAUAAGUUCUUGAAAGAGCACUCAACUUUUUCAAGUUCAUCAUCAUCAAGAAAAGCGGAUAUUGAUUGGAAGGAUUUUGCUCCAAAGGUUGAUGCUUAUAAUAAUUUUCUUGCAAAGGCUAUCGCAGAAGGAACUGGCCAGAUCAUUAAAGGGAUUUUUAUAUGUAGCAAUGCCUACACAAACCAGGUUCAAAAGGGAGGUAAUGUGAUCUUAAACCAGGCAAUGGAGCAAAAGAAUGGCAUCUCUAGAACUACUAUAAAUGAAAGCAACAAAAUCAAUGGUUCAAGAAAGGAGAAUGGAAUCAACAAAAGCUUAAAAAGUGCUAGAAACCUCUCAAGGAUGACAGAAAACAUGAGCAAAGCAAUGCUGAAUGGUGUCGGAAUAGCAACCGGGUCUGUCAUGGGUCCAAUGGUUCGGUCACAAGCAGGGAAGACCUUUUUUAGUAUGGUUCCAGGGGAGGUCCUUCUAGCUUCUCUUGAUGCAGUUAACACAGUAAUGGAUGCAGCUGAAGCUGCACAAAAACAAGCCUUAUCUGCCACAUCUGGUGCAGCCACUAGGAUAGUCGGUGAAAGGUUUGGUGAAAGUGCAGGGGAAGCAACGGGCGAUGUGCUUGCAACUGCAGGGCAUGUUGCUGGCACUGCUUGGAAUGUUGCAAAGAUUAGAAAGGCUAUUACUCCAGCAUCCUCGGUCUCCAAUGGCGUUCGCAAGAAUGUUACUAAAAUUCGAUAAAUUAAAUGAUUAAGUUGUGUGUCCUACUAAAUGAAAAUGAUCAUACAAUUGUGAUCAUUAGUGGUAUCUCAUAUGGAAUUUAUGCAUUUAAAUCUUAAACAAGCUAUUGGAAGGAAUUGGUUAUCUUUGUGUCCUUGUUCUUUAAUCUUCAAGUUUUUAAAACUUUUGAUUAA
Messenger RNA from Erigeron canadensis, 1375 nucleotides. RefSeq names its product senescence/dehydration-associated protein At4g35985, chloroplastic-like. The record is from RefSeq and is a predicted model, not a curated record. The coding region runs from base 66 to 1202 and encodes 378 amino acids. NCBI's taxonomy places the organism in Eukaryota, Viridiplantae, Streptophyta, Magnoliopsida, Asterales, Asteraceae. Gene Ontology annotation, cellular component: plasma membrane. The transcript has 5 exons.